UGUUUUGGGCUGAGUUUGCAUAAAAAAGCAUGGCUGGAGAGUGUCUUCUCCUGCUGGAGCUGCUGGGCCCCCUGCAGCCGGAUAAGGACACCAAAGAGGAGGAGAGUGUACCGGAGGAUGAGGGGGACCAGGAUUCGGAGUUCGUGGACGCCGAGGAGCUCUGCAGUGGCGGCAUCAGGGCGGGCAGCCUCCCUGGGCGCAUCCGAGUUUCUAUCCCCGAUGAAAACACUAAAGAGAGGUACACCGUGCAAGGCCGGUUCCCGCUCGUAGGUCCUUGGUGGCGAGUGAAGGUUCGGGUUGUAAAGCCUGUGCGAUCCAAGGUCUACCAAGCUCAGGGAUUUCCUUCCUACUUCCUGCAAACCGAUGUGUCGCCACGGCAUCGCAAAAACAUCUUUUCGCUGUUCCUUAAAGAAUGUAACUAUGCACUUAGAGAUAAGUUCAUGAAAUGGGUAGAGAAUGUGUUGGGCUAUGAAAAUCUAAACUUCGGGAACCUGCGGGAGACGCUGAGGAACUUUGAGAGAAGAAAUGGAGAGAAGAGUAAAGAGCAGACCACACAGAGUGAGCAGGCCACACAGAGGUUGCCAGUGGAGGACUCGUUUGCGUUUGUGAGUGUAAUGAUAGCUUUGCGGUUUCCAAAAGUCAUGCAGUUCCUUCCAGUUCUUCUUCCUCGACACUUUAGAAGGCUCAUCAGCUCAGAUUCUGAAGAGGUGUUGCAAAAGAUGGAAGAUGCCUUGGGUACACAUCCGUGGAAGCUCGGGUUCCGAAGAAUAACCUACCGAGAGAUGAAGCUUUUGGCCUGCGAAGCCAGCUGGACGGCAUUCGGCCAGUGUCCCUCUCUGCUCCAGCUAAUGACCGAGGAGCAGAAGAAUGCUCUGGUCAUAUAUUCUCAGCUGAAGCACAUAUGUAGAGAAGACGGGCACACAUAUGUUGAAAUAAAAGACUUGACUUCAGCUGUGUCAAAGUACAUGUCCUUCCAGGAAGUGUGCGGGUCUCUGGAGUUUAUGAAGGACCUUGGCGUGGUGAUCUACGAGAAGGACUGCAUCUUUCUUUCUGAACUGUACCAGGCCGAGCAAGGCAUCGCCUCCGCCAUCUGCGACCUGAUGAGCAGACCCCCGUGGCAUUUACAAGUGGACGUGAGGAGCGUCCUGGCAUCAAUUUGCAAUGGGAAGCCCAAAGAUUCAGGAAGUGCUGAGGUGGUGGAAGGAAGCCAGGUGGACGAAGUUGGGUUAGAGCAGUGUGGCAGUGUCUCAGACCCGCAGGACCGUGGUGACCACAUCAGGGAUAAUGGCGAUCAUGACAUGGCAGCAGAAAUAAAUGAUGUCCCACUGGACCAAGAUCAGGUGGCCGCGCUGGAAAUGAUUUGUGCCAAUGCUGUGACGGUUCUCAGCGGGAAGGGUGGCUGCGGGAAGACCACCAUUGUCAGCCAUCUUUUUAAACACGUGGAAGAGUUGGAAGAGAGAGAAGUUCGGCAAGCUUGUGAGGAUUUUGAGCAGGACCGGGAUGCCUCAGAAGAAUGGCUUGCCUUUCCUAAGCAGAGUGCAGCAGCCGUGGACAAGGCUGUAGAAGUUUUGCUCACGGCGCCUACUGGGAAAGCAGCGGCUUUAUUGAGGCAGAAAACCGAUCUCCUGGCUUACACGCUGUAUCAGGUCAGUUAUAGCUUCUAUUUUUGGAAGAAACUUAAUGUGGACAAGCCAUGGAAAUUCUCGACAGUUCGAGUUCUGGUCGUGGACGAAGGGAGUUUGGUGUCUGUGGGGAUCUUCAAAUCAGUAUUAAAGAUACUGUGUGAGCAUACCAAACUCUCUAAGCUUAUAAUCCUUGGUGAUAUCAGACAGUUACCCAGUAUCGAACCUGGCAACGUGCUUCAGGAUGUUUUUGAGACUCUUAAAUCGAGGGGGUGUGCCAUUGAACUAAAGACAAACCACAGGACAGAGUCCCAGCUGAUUGUGGACAAUGCUACAAGGAUCUCCAGGCGCCAGUUCCCAGAAUUUGACGCAGAACUAAGUAACACUGAUAAUCCCAUGCUACCCAUCUCCAUUCAAGAUAAGACAUUUAUUUUUGUCAGACUCCCUGAAGAGGAUGGCAGUACACAGUCUUCUAAAGGCGAACACCAAUCUAAUUUAUAUUCUGCAGUUACAACUUUGCUUCAAGGAAAGGACUUUGAAAGUGCAAAAACAUCACAAUUUAUUGCAUUUAGAAGGCAAGAUUGUGACCUCAUCAAUGACUGCUGCUCUAAGCACUACACGGGCCAUUUAAUCAAAGACCACGAGAAGAAACUGAUCUUUGGAGUUGGUGAUAAAAUCUGUUGUACCCGGAACGCAUACCUCUCAGAUUUACUCCCUGACGAGGACAGGGAAGCCAACGGGAAAGGCUUUGAACUUGUCCUUUCUGAUGCCGCCUCCUCUGAUGCUGCUGCUUCUGCUGCUGCUGCCUCUUCUGACGAUUUCAAAAGGAAGCAGGAUUUUGAAAGUGGCAUUCGACUGUGCAAUGGGGAAAUAUUUUUCAUAACAAAGGAUGUGACGGAUGUAACUUUCAAAGCAAAAAGACUUGUGACCAUCAAUAAUGACGCUGGCUUGGAAGUGACUGUGGACUUCAGCAAACUAAUGAGGUCCUGUCACAUAAAACAUGCCUGGGCAAGGACUAUCCAUACUUUCCAGGGGUCGGAGGAGAACACAGUCGCCUAUGUAGUGGGGAAGGCAGGCCGCCAGCACUGGCAACACGUCUACACCGCAGUGACCAGGGGCCGCUCCAGAGUGUAUGUCAUCGCCCAAGAGUCGGAGCUCAGGAGCGCCAUCCGGAAGCGCAGUUUCCCCAGGAAGACGCGUCUCAAGUACUUCUUGCAGAAGCAGCUCCUCUCCAGCGACUGUGCAUCUCCCACAGGCUCUCUGUCCCAGCCUUCAAGUCCUCGAGCUGGAGAAAGACCCAGCACACAGCCUCCAGCCUCACCCUUCUGUAGAACCCCAGACAAGAGAGCCACUACAAACAGUGCCCGGGGUGAAACACCUUCAGCCGCCAAGGAGGGGUCCGCCUUUGAUGGAAGAUGGCUGUCAACUUCUUUUAACGACCCAGACACCGAGGAGUCGGCGCAGCCUCGAGGGUCCAAAAGGACUGGCGAUGACUUCCCAUUUGAUGAGGAAAGCCCCAGCAAAUUCCAAUUGGUUGAAAAACCAUCUCCACAAGUGUCUUCUAUAUUUCAGAAUUUGAGGUUGAAUAACCUAGCUCCUCGACAACUUUUCAAACCCACUGACAAUCAAGAAACAAUUAAGUCAGGUGUGGUGGGUCACACCGAUAAUCCCAGCAAGCAGGAAGCAGACACAGGAGGAUCUUGAGUUCCAGGCCAGCCUGGGCAACAUCAUGAGACCAUGGACAGGCACCACCACCAAUGAAAACCUCCAAACAGAAAGAAUUUUACUUCGUAUUGCUCAAAAUAAUUAUUUUUCCUGGGUGCUGGAGAGAUGGCUCAGUGGUUAAGAGCACUGGCUGCUCCUCUAGAGGUCCUGAGUUCAAUUUCUAGCAAUUACAAGGUGGCUCACAACCGUCUAUAAUAGGAUCAGAUACUCUUUUCUGUCACGGAGGAAUAAUUAUUUUUCUCUUCAAGACUAGAGUGACAAAGUGAACAUUUUAGCUUCACUGUUCCAAGCUAAGAGAAUAUUGCUUCGAACUGGGAUUUUAAUUUGGGGCAUUUGUAUUUGGGGCAUUUUUACUUGUAUUUUUAAAUCUGAAUUUUAAAAUGUAUUUUAAAUUCACCCAAUCAAAGCAAACCAUUCCGAUCUCAUCCUGUGUCCGGAGAUUGCAGGGAAUGAUGUCAGGUGCUUAGGAACCCCCCCCCCCCGCCCCGUUUUAGGGGUGAGUUUUGUGAUAAUGGUGCAUGACCACUGUGGGUCACCUUUGUGAGUUUACUGAAGCAGAGGAAAGGUGGGGUGACCUUGAUGGUCACACAUUCAGGGGUGCUAAAUUUACCACCACAGGGGGGCAUUUACAAAGGCCUUCACUCACUCAGUCCUGCUCCUGGGACUCAGCAUUCUUGGGACUUUCCUUGGCUAUGCGUUUUCCUAGUUGGGAGUAAGUCUUGAAAUAUCCCAUUGUAGGAGCCUUUCUCUUAUGGCAGAUUGUUUAUUUAUUUAUUUUUUUAACGUGUUGAUUAUCCAGUGGUACUGUGGUUUGAAUGGGUCUCCCACACACAGUGUGGGUUGCACUGUGGUAGUGGAUGCCUGAUAAAAGUCACUUUUUGAUGUCGUAAGAUAUGUUUUUUUUUUUUUAAUUUUAUAUUUUUGAUUCUUUUUGCCAUGGGAUGGCAGGUUCUCAUUAGAUGUGCACACUUCUUGAGCUUUGCUUUAUUGCAGUUCUCGGAUAGUUAUGUUAUUUAUAUAUUGCCAUUCUCCUGCAGCUCAGGUCAUAGAAACUUCUGGCAAAGUAUUUUAGUUGUUUUCCUGUCAGUACAGAGACAUUUUUCUUUCUUUUUCCUUUUCUUUUUGGGCUGGGUUUAAGCCCAGAUGUGGGGAUUCAUACAUUCUAAGUGAGUUCUUUACUACUGAAUUGCAUCUCUAGCCCUAAACAUAACUUUUAUUUGUACUGAAAAACAAGCAAACAAAACAGUUGUGGGCUCUUCUGAUUGUAAUAUUUCCCUGUUGCUGUGCUGUGGGGGGUUCUAAUCUGCAGUGUCUCCAAGACACGCCUUUGUGGGUCAAUACAUUCAUUAUUCUGUUUA
Messenger RNA from Phodopus roborovskii (desert hamster), 4705 nucleotides. RefSeq names its product DNA helicase B (gene Helb). The coding region runs from base 30 to 3326 and encodes 1098 amino acids. The transcript is spliced from 13 exons. The record is from RefSeq and is a predicted model, not a curated record. Lineage: Eukaryota; Metazoa; Chordata; Mammalia; Rodentia; Cricetidae.